CGGGGGCGGCGCCGAGGCCGCGCCUGUAGGACCUCGGGGCCGGCGCGGCGGGAUGGGGACCCGGCGCUGGGAGUGAGGUGGCGGCGGCGACGAGCGGAACUUAAGCCGGAGGGGCUCUCCCGCUUCCCACCUCUGGCUCGUCGGUCUCGUCCUGCAGCCCCUCGGCUCCCGCGUCCCGCGGGACCGGGACGGCGACGGCGGGGGCAUGUGGUGCUGGAUCCGGCGGCAGCUGGGUUUUGACCCACCACAUCAAACUGAAACAAGAACUAUUUACAUAGCCAACAGGUUUCCUCAGAGUGGCCUUUACACACCUCAGAAAUUUAUAGAUAACCGGAUCAUUUCAUCUAAGUAUACUGUGUGGAAUUUUGUUCCAAAAACUUUAUUUGAACAAUUCAGAAGAGUGGCAAACUUUUAUUUUCUUAUUAUAUUUUUGGUUCAGCUUAUGAUUGAUACACCUACCAGUCCAAUUACCAGUGGACUUCCUUUAUUCUUUGUGAUAACAGUAACUGCCAUAAAGCAGGGAUAUGAAGAUUGGUUGCGACAUAACUCAGAUAAUGAAGUAAAUGGAGCUCCUGUUUAUGUUGUUCGAAGUGGUGGCCUUGUAAAAACUAGAUCCAAAAACAUUCGGGUGGGCGACAUUGUUCGAGUAGCCAAAGAUGAAAUUUUCCCUGCAGAUUUGGUGCUUCUGUCCUCAGAUCGACUUGAUGGUUCUUGUCACGUUACAACUGCUAGUUUGGAUGGAGAAACUAACCUGAAGACACAUGUGGCCGUUCCAGAAACAGCAGUAUUACAAACAGUUGCCAGUUUGGACACUCUUGAAGCUAUGAUAGAAUGUCACCAACCAGAAGCAGAUUUGUACAGAUUCACAGGUCAGAUGAUGAUAACUCAACAAUUGGAAGAAAUUUUAAGACCUCUGGGGCCAGAGAGUCUCUUGCUUCGUGGAGCCAGAUUAAAAAAUACAAAAGAAAUUUUUGGUGUUGCUGUAUACACUGGAAUGGAAACUAAGAUGGCAUUAAAUUAUAAGAGCAAGUCACAGAAACGAUCUGCGGUAGAAAAGUCAAUGAACACAUUUUUGAUCAUUUACCUCAUAAUCCUUAUUGCUGAAGCCAUCAUCAGUACUAUCUUGAAAUAUUCAUGGCAAGCUGAAGAAAAAUGGGAUGAACCUUGGUAUAACCAAAAAACAGAACAUCAAAGAAAUAGUAGUAAGAUUCUGAGAUUUAUUUCAGACUUCCUUGCUUUUUUGGUACUCUACAAUUUCAUCAUUCCAAUUUCAUUAUAUGUGACAGUAGAAAUGCAGAAAUUUCUUGGAUCAUUUUUUAUUGGCUGGGAUCUUGAUCUCUAUCAUGAAGAAUCAGAUCAGAAAGCACAAGUCAAUACUUCUGAUCUGAAUGAAGAGCUUGGACAGGUGGAGUAUGUGUUUACAGAUAAAACUGGUACACUGACGGAAAAUGAGAUGCAGUUUCGGGAAUGUUCAAUUAAUGGCAUAAAGUACCAAGAAAGCAAUGGUAGACUUGUAUCUGAAGGACCAACACCAGACUCUUCAGAAGGACCCUUUUAUCGUAAUAGUUUAUCCCAUCUUAACAACUUAUCCCAUCUUACAACCAGUUCCUCUUUUGGAACCAGUCUUGAAAAUGAAAUUGAACUAAUUAAAAAACAUGAUCUGUUCUUUAAAGCAGUCAGUCUCUGUCACACUGUACAGAUUAGCAAUGUUCAGACUGAUGGCAUUGGUGAUGGUCCCUGGCAAUCCAGCCUUGCACCCUCCCAGUUAGAGUACUACGCAUCUUCACCAGAUGAAAAGGCUCUAGUGGAAGCUGCUGCAAGAAUUGGCAUCGUGUUUAUUGGCAAUUCUGAAGACACUAUGGAAGUUAAAACACUUGGAAAACUGGAACGGUACAAACUGCUUCAUGUUCUGGAAUUUGAUUCAGAUCGUAGGAGAAUGAGUGUUAUUGUUCAGGCACCUUCAGGUGAGAAGUUUUUAUUUGCUAAAGGAGCUGAAUCAUCAGUUCUCCCUAAAUGUAUAGGUGGGGAAAUAGAAACAACCAGAAUUCACGUAGAUGAAUUUGCUUUGAAAGGGCUAAGAACUCUAUGUAUAGCCUAUAGACAAUUGACAUCUAAAGAGUAUGAGGACAUAGACAGACGCCUCUUUGAAGCCAGGACUGCCUUGCAGCAACGGGAAGAGAAAUUGGCAGAUGUCUUCCAGUUCAUAGAGAAAGAUCUGGUAUUACUUGGAGCUACAGCAGUAGAAGACAGACUACAAGAUAAAGUUCCAGAAACUAUCGAAGCAUUGAGAAUGGCUGGUAUCAAAGUAUGGGUACUUACUGGCGAUAAACACGAAACAGCUGUUAGUGUGAGUUUAUCAUGUGGACAUUUUCACAGAACCAUGAACAUUCUUGAACUUACAAACCAGAAAUCAGACAGCGAAUGUGCUGAACAAUUGAGGCAGCUUGCCAGAAGAAUUGAAGAGGAUCAUGUGAUUCAGCAUGGGCUGGUGGUGGAUGGAACCAGCCUGUCUCUUGCACUCAGGGAGCAUGAAAAACUAUUUAUGGAUGUUUGCAGAAAUUGUUCAGCUGUAUUGUGCUGUCGUAUGGCACCGCUGCAGAAAGCCAAAGUAAUAAGACUGAUAAAAAUCUCACCUGAGAAACCUAUAACAUUGGCUGUUGGUGAUGGUGCUAAUGAUGUAAGCAUGAUACAAGAAGCACAUGUUGGCAUAGGAAUCAUGGGUAAAGAAGGAAGACAAGCUGCAAGAAACAGUGACUAUGCAAUAGCUAGAUUUAAAUUCCUCUCAAAAUUGCUUUUUGUUCAUGGUCAUUUUUAUUAUAUUAGAAUAGCUACCCUUGUACAGUAUUUUUUUUAUAAGAAUGUGUGCUUUAUCACACCCCAAUUUUUAUAUCAGUUCUACUGUUUGUUUUCUCAACAAACACUGUAUGACAGCGUGUACCUGACUUUAUACAAUAUUUGUUUUACUUCCCUACCUAUUCUGGUAUAUAGUCUAUUGGAACAGCAUAUUGACCCUCACAUAUUACAGAACAAGCCCACCCUUUAUCGAGACAUUAGUAAAAACCGUCAACUAAGCAUUAAAACAUUUCUUUAUUGGACCAUCCUGGGUUUCAGUCAUGCCUUUAUUUUCUUUUUUGGAUCCUGUUUUCUGAUGGGGAAAGAUAUAUCUCUGCUUGGAAAUGGCCAGAUGUUUGGAAACUGGACAUUUGGCACCUUGGUCUUCACAGUCAUGGUUAUUACAGUCACAGUAAAGAUGGCUUUGGAAACUCAUUUUUGGACUUGGAUCAACCAUUUUGUUACCUGGGGAUCUAUUAUAUUCUAUUUUGUAUUUUCUUUCUUUUAUGGGGGGAUUCUCUGGCCAUUUUUGGGCUCCCAGAAUAUGUACUUUGUAUUUAUCCAGCUCCUAUCAAGUGGUUCUGCUUGGUUUGCCAUAAUCCUCAUGGUUGUGACAUGUCUGUUUCUUGAUAUUGUGAAGAAAGUAUUUGACCGACAACUCCAUCCUACAAAUACUGAAAAGGCCCAGCUUAUUAAAACAAAUUCAAGUGUCAAGUGCUUGGACUCCAUGUGCUGUUUCUCAGAAGGAGAAGCAACGUGCGCAUCUGUUGGAAGAAUGCUGGAACGAGUAAUAGGAAGAUGUAGUCCAACCCAUGUCAGCAGAUUAUGGAGUGCAUCGGAUCCUUUCUAUACCAACGACAGGAGCAUCUUGACUCUCUCCACAAUGGAAUCAUCCACUUGUUAAAGUGGCAGUAGUACUUUGUGGGAGCCAUUUCAACUCGUUUCCUAAAAUUCAGUGUGAUCAUCCUGGUAAUGGCCAUACUGGCUCUUCAGAUUUACUUUCUGAAAUCUCUGGAGUAGUUCAUACCCACUGAGAGUUAUAAUGGCAAACAAACAAAAAGCAUUAACGGGAACCCCUCUCAACUCCCUUAUGUUAAACUUUGUGAAUAAAGAGACAUUUUGCAUCU
Diceros bicornis minor is the source of this 3959-nucleotide messenger RNA. It is a transcript of the gene ATP11B, whose product is annotated as ATPase phospholipid transporting 11B (putative). Gene Ontology annotation, molecular function: ATP binding; magnesium ion binding; ATPase-coupled intramembrane lipid carrier activity. The record is from RefSeq and is a predicted model, not a curated record. The transcript has 30 exons. The coding region runs from base 206 to 3736 and encodes 1176 amino acids. Gene Ontology annotation, biological process: phospholipid translocation. Lineage: Eukaryota; Metazoa; Chordata; Mammalia; Perissodactyla; Rhinocerotidae. Gene Ontology annotation, cellular component: plasma membrane; endoplasmic reticulum; recycling endosome.